UGCGUCUCUCCUGAUACGCGCGCGCUGGUUAGUUUGGAGCGCACGCGCCUCUAACAGAAUUUGAAAUAACGGUUCUGGAUUGUUCCUCUCUGUGUGGAUAAUUAUAAUAAAAUCACUUUUAUACUCCUGAGGAUUAAAAUCAAUGACACCUCUGGCAAGGCGAGGACAACUCUACGUCUUAUUUCAACCAGAUUGAAGAAUUUGAGAUUGACAGAGAAUGGAGGUGUUACACACUGCAAUCUGAGGACUGGACUGGACUGAAUGAAGAAAGUUUCUGAACCACAGGAAAAACACUGACUGUUAAAACCUGCACAGGGCCAAACGUCUGAUCAUCGACUGAUGGAUACAGGAUCACAUGCAUGGUGCCGUGGAAGUGACAGUUUCUCUCAGAUGAGGCUCUGACACCACAACACACCCCAGGCUAAAUGGAGGACAGGGAUCGCAGCCGCUCUCCAUCACGCAGGACCAGCAGGGUGGAGCAGGUGGUGGGACGAUGGCUACGUCGUUCCAGAGAAUCCACCAGCAGAGAGCGUGUGCUGGACGAUGAUGGACAGGCAGCCGAUGGCAGUCCUCAGGAACAGAGAAGCUGCUCAAUCAGAGUGACGGUUCAGAUUUCACUCAACCCUGACCUCAAGUCCCAUGGUUUCACCAUCACCACUCACGCACCGCUGCAGGUGCAGGAGGUUGUCGCAGGGGGCCCGGCAGAUGGCAAACUUUUACCUGGUGACCAGCUUGUCAAAAUCAACAACGUCGCCAUUGAAGACCUGUCCACAAAGCAAGCGGUGGACGUCAUCAAGGAAUGUCAGGACUCCAUAACAGUGACAGUCCUCAGAAUAACAGUGGGGCCGAAGUCAUCCUUCAUAACCCCAGAGAAGAGGGCUAAGCUAAAAUCCAACCCGUUUAAGGUGCGCUUCGCUGAGGAAGUGGUGGUAAACGGCCACUCGCAGGGUAACUCUCUGCUCUUCCUGCCAAACGUCUUGAAAGUCUACUUAGAGAACGGCCAGACCAAAGCCUUUAAAUUUGAACCUAAAACAACUGUUAAGGACAUUGUAAUGACUCUGAAAGAGAAGCUGGCCAUAACGCGCAUCGAGCAUUUCACUCUGGUGCUUGAGAAACAGUACAGCAUUGCUAAACUGUUCCUGCUGCACGAGGAUGAGCUGAUUCAAGAGGUGGUCCAGAAGAAGGAGUCCCACGACUACCGGUGUUUGUUCCGCGUCUGCUUCAUGCCCAGACAUCUAGAAGACAUGCUGGGGGAAGAUCCUGUAGCCUUCGAGUACCUCUACCUACAGAGUGUGAGUGAUGUCCUGCAGGAGAGGUUUGCUGUGGAGAUGAAGUGUAACGCGGCUCUCAGACUUGCAGCCCUGCACAUACAGGAGAGACUCGCCAGCACUGGCCAGCCCCCCAAAACCUCCGUAAAGGCCGUCUUAAAGGAGUGGGGUAUCGAGUCUUUUGUCUCCAACACUUUACUGAGGAACAUGAGAGAGAAGGACCUGAGGAAGGCCAUCAGUCACCACAUGAAGAGAAUUCUUCUACAGGAGCCCAGGCAGAAGGUGUACAAGAUAUCAGCAAACCAGGCCAGGAUAAACUACCUGAACGAGAUGGCUGAACUCAAGUCUUUUGGAGGAAAAUCUUUUAGCGCCACCUUGAUGUUGCAGGACAGGGAGUCCAUGGUGAGCUUGUUGGUGGGGGCGAAGUAUGGGGUGAGUCACGUGAUCAAUCACAAGAUGAGCAUCAUGUCCACGCUAACUGAGUUCAGCAGCAUCACCAGGGUGGAGCUCUUACCGGAGUCAGAGCGGGUUAGCCUGGUUAAGAUCUACCUGCAGGAUAUAAAGCCCAUAACUCUGCUGCUAGAGUGUGCAGCUGCUAAGGACAUGUCAUGUCUGGUGGCUGGUUACUGCAAGUUAUUUGUAGAUCCUCAGAUCUCUGUGUUUCACUGGACGUUUGAAUCAAAAAGCCACCGAGUAUCAGCAGAGGAAGGUUACGUAUCACGAUGCACCAGUGACUCUGAAGACUCAGAAGCAGAAGUGAGUCUGCUUGGACAUUUGACCGGUGCUAACCAGGACGAUACAAAGCUCAGCUUAGCCAAUGGGCAAGUAAUCGAGCAGGAUGAAGAAAGACCUGAGGCAGAAAAUGAAGAGGAGGAUGUGGAAGACAAGAGCGAGAAAGAAGAUGUACGGGAGCACGGCAUUGUAGUGACAGUGAACGUAGGACUAGAUCAUCAGGAUGAAACGAUGCAUGUAAAUAACGGAGAAAUAUUAAAAGAUGAUGCAGAGAAUGACAAAGAGGAGAAGGACCUGGAACAGAAGGAAAACCUGUUAGAGCCGCCGUGUCUCAUUGUGGACGACGCUGCAUCAGAAACAUCAGACUCGUGUCAAACAGACUCGCGGUUCCUAACCAGCAUGUCCAGUGACUCUAUGGACGCCUUGGAGGAGGACGACUUUUUGACCUAUUUCUCCACCAGCCGUCCCAGCCGCCUAGAUACGAGAGACCAUUAUCUCCACGUCGAUUACCGCCCACCAUGCCCUCAAGAUGCGGAUAUUAAUGACGAUCUUGGUUUUCCAGGCGACCAGUUCUUAUGUUUAGCCGCUCUGUCCAGCAUCGCAGACUGCUUGCCUAGUCCAACCGAGGCCAGUGACGACGAAGAUUAUAAAGAUCUCAUAGAAGAGGAGGAAGAGGAAAGUGAGGAGAAAUUAGAGGCCUCGGAUGAGACAUCGGAAAGCACACAACCCUUUAAGGGAGGGUGUGUUUUUACAUUCGAGCAGGGUGACACAAGACGCUACUACAACAUCUGCUCCAAUGUAACCCCUGAUAGCGCUCGCCUCCAUGCCAGACCGGCUUCUCCUCACAUCGUUCGAACGGAAAGCAAAAAGAAGGCGAGGAAAAGGACAGAGUCCGCACCUCUCCUUGUACCACCUCCUGGUUUUGGAGACAGCAGCUCAGAUGACGAGUUCUUCGAUGCCCAGGAAAAAUUAACAUGUCCUGAGAAAUCAGCGGGAAUCACUAAAGAAAGCUCCAAUCAAUCAAGGAGCAUGAAGCAAUCCCUGAGCCUGAGCAGCAUCGGUACAGGUGCUGGUGAACACGUGAAGACAGAGGAAAGAAAUGAAGAAAAGAAGGAAGAACUUCUGCUGGAGAUGAAAAGUGAACUCUCCAGGUUCAACAAGAGAAACAGAAAACGCCGCUCCUACAUGGAAACGACUUACACGUCCCUGGUAUCGUUUCCUGAAAAAGAUCAAACAAAGUGUCACCAAAUACAGAAUGAACAUUUGGGUCAGAACAAUCCUGGUCAAGAGCUUAUUUCUCACUUUGAUGGUGGACCCACAGAUAAAAGCUCUUGUCUCACAGUGUCUUCCCUAACCAAUGCUGAGGGAGAGCCAGCACAGCUGGAGUCCAAACCCAUCACCCCAUCCAAAAGGAGUGGUCCUGGAACUCACCAUCUCCUGCAUAGCAAUGCAAUCGUCCAGGCAAGUCAACGGAAGCAGCAGGUUAUAUUAAUGGAACCAGAUUCUAUGGAGUUCAAAUCUGUCACCGAACUCAUGUCUGCUGCCUCGCCUAAUAUUGUAGCGGUACGCACCUCUACAAACCCCAAAGUGAAAGAAACCAACACAAGUCGCAAGGGAGUCAAUGCAGAGGGUGCAGUUGAAGGUUUAGAUGAAAGCCUCACUUCUGGUCAUUUGUUUUUUGCUAGAUCUAGCAGUAAGGAUGGUGACAAUUGUUUAACCGUGAAUUUGAACCAAGCUUCCCUUCCGCAACAGGACCAAACAACUGCAUCUAGCUUGCCAGCGAACACAAAAAAUCAAGGCAUAAACAGACUUAGUGCUGAAAACAGUCAGAAAACUCAAGAAUGCUUCACUCAAGAACAGCCAACAGAGAGAAUGAGAAGCCAAAGUGUGUCUGCAGUAUCCGGGACAAGUGAUCCAGUUUGUUCAUCAAGGGCCUCCUUCCAUGAGACGCAACCUCAAGUCAACACAACUGACAAUUCUAGAGAUCAAACCUUCGAAGAACUGACCUCAGUUGCCUCACCAGUGGAGCCUACCCAAGGAUACCUACUUGCUCCAUGUUCAUCUGGCAUCCUUGGCCGACUUUCUGCUGCAACACUGCAUGGAAAGAUCCAGAGCUUACCCUUGUAUCUUUCUCGCUCCUAUGAAACGCUAGCUUCUAAUGCUGGCAAUGAUGAAAAUGCUAAACUGAGGACCUUUUCUGAGACACAAUCGAGCAAAGAUGAGGUAGAGGUCUCCGAAGAAGCAACCGAGUAUAUGACCAAAACUCAGGGAGCAGAAGUACAGAUGGUUACCACAGUAUCAGAAGAGGUCGGAGAAGUAAUUCAAGAAAAAGCUUUGAUGGAAGGAGAGCAGAAGUCAAAAGCUGAAUCUCAAAAUAUCCCUGAGUGCCCAGUCAAGUCCAGCCCCCAGUCGGUUGUGGUUACUACACAAAACCUGAAUGGAACGUGGGGUGUGGUGACCUCACAAGAGAUGAGCGGGUUACGAGGAGGAAGUGCCCACGUACCAGAUCAUGUGACCCCUGGCUGUGGCAUUUUAACAAAUUGCAAAUCUAAGCCCACCAACACCCAGCCGCAGGUCACGCCCGGCCCAUUUCCAGACGGAAAGUCUGACCUUAGCUGUAGCUCGGUACUUUCCACAGUGUGUGAAACUGUUAUAGAGGGAGCUCAAACACCAAUGGAGGUUUGUGGGUGCCAGUCCGUGUACACUAACUGCUUCAGCGGUGUCCUGGACAGCACCAACUUUGAUGAUGAACUGACCGUCUACGAGUUUUCCUGCAGGACGCAACAGAACGCAUGUGAUCGGGUAGCAGUGACGACGUCCAUCCCUCCUUCAUCACUUUCAGGUUCCUCCUCUUCUUUUUCGCCCUCCUCACCCCUCCCUUCCUUCCCCCGGGUGGUCUUACCACCAUCUUUGGCCUCAGAACUUGGUCCUCUUUUGUCACCCCUGGACACCCCUGACUGCUUUCUCUCUGACCCUUAUGUAGAUGCCAUCAACACCCUACUUGCCCGGCAUUACCCCUUACCACCCACAGGCUUCAUGGCUCUGCAGAGAGACAUCGAGUCAUUACUGGCAGUUCAGGAUAAUGCCAUGAAGGAUCAGCAUAACGUCCAGGGUCACCCCAGAGACACAUGUGCAGAGCACUUUUCUGAAAACAAGCGGAGGCUGCACGUGGAAGCGCGAGGGCUCCUUGCUAGCUGUCAGUGGGUGGUAAAGGCUGGACAGACCCCAGCAGAGACGUUGCAAGCGCUGGCCAAAAGUUUUCACUGGCUGGUGCAGCUGACGGCCGUGUGCCUGAGUUUCUCUAGCUGUCAGAGGUGCCAGGAGCGCCACACCGAAUCCCUUUCCGGGCUUGCAGACGUGACGCAGACCUACCAGGAGUUUGCCCGAGCAGCCGAGCGCUUAGGCAUGGCUAAAGAAAGGAGGACUUGCCAUGAACUAAGUAUUAAACUCCUGGCACGCCAGUGCACCGCGCUUACGUCCUCAGUCUUCUGCCUCACACAGCUCUUCCGCACCCUUACUGCUCUCUGACCUUUGGAGUUGGGCAAAUGUUCUGCCAAAUAUGAACCUGGGGACUGUAUAAAUAAUGCAAUUUACAUAUCAGUAUAUAAAAACAUAAAUCUACCAACCUAACUACACCGAUCAGCCAU
This is a messenger RNA of Trichomycterus rosablanca, 5647 nucleotides long. It is a transcript of the gene frmpd1a, whose product is annotated as FERM and PDZ domain-containing protein 1. Gene Ontology annotation, cellular component: cytoskeleton. Lineage: Eukaryota; Metazoa; Chordata; Actinopteri; Siluriformes; Trichomycteridae. The transcript has 17 exons. The record is from RefSeq and is a predicted model, not a curated record. The coding region runs from base 426 to 5528 and encodes 1700 amino acids. Gene Ontology annotation, biological process: signal transduction. Gene Ontology annotation, molecular function: protein binding.